Drosophila sechellia is the source of this 1862-nucleotide messenger RNA. RefSeq names its product keratin, type I cytoskeletal 9. The transcript has 7 exons. Lineage: Eukaryota; Metazoa; Arthropoda; Insecta; Diptera; Drosophilidae. Bases 21 to 1769 code for a protein of 582 amino acids. The record is from RefSeq and is a predicted model, not a curated record.
UUUCUUUCGAUCGGCCGCCAAUGGAGAACCUGCAAGGGCUGCGUUUGCUCCUCGGAUUAAUCGGUUUAGUCCUGAUCUUGGGAUCGGUGGAGAGUAGGCCGGGUGGAAUGGAGUUCCAGUCGCACUACUUGCAGGCCAUCACCGCCUACCGGAGGCUAGAGAGGAUCCUUCCCAAGGAGGAGCUGCGCGCUCUAACGGGCAUUGGAUUAUUGAAUGGAGCCCGCCAAGCGGAAGAGCAAAUGGAACAGAAUUUGGUGGAAGCCGUCAGGGAGCUGCUGUUCCAAAUGAAUCUCACGGAAAGCGGGCGUGUCAUGUCCAAAAUCGAUGCCAUCGAACAACAGUUGUCCAGGGAUCAGAGGGCCCUGGAAAUACUCAAUCGGGUGAUGGAUGUGGUGUCCCAGGCCAAGGACGAUCAUGAGUUUCGAGUGGAGUUAAGGGAAAUGGCUCAGCAGCAAAAGGAGGAGGAGCUGUACAAUCAGGAACUCUCUGCCGAUCUCACGGAUCAGCCGAAAUUGGGCGAGAGAUUGGGAAAACUGAGAAGGAAUAUCAUCAAGCAGGUGCCUCAAAUGAAAAACGAACUGGAUGCGAAGAUUGACAAGGCUCUGCAGCAUUUAUUGGAACAGGCUGGAGAGGAUGGAGUGCUGGCUAAGGCCAAGCAAAAGGUGAUCCACAAAAGGCAAAUCAAGAAUGGAACGAAGCAGAGGAAACAGGAGAAUCGGGAGACCCAGGAGGAGGCGGAGCAACGACAAAUUCCGGAGGAAAUGAGGAUUAUAAAGUCCAUACUUUCUGAGGAAGAUUUCCUGGAAAAUAUGUUGGAUCAGCCGCCACCGAGGCGAAUUAAAAUAGAACCCAAUCCUUCGGAACUCGAUGACCUGGAUGUAAACGUAAAGUCGCCAAACAUUACAGCCAAGGCCAAAGGUAAACCAAAAAUGAAUGCGGAGCCGGAGAAACAGGUGGAGGCGGAGGGCACAGGCUCCUCCUCGGAAUUGGCCACGGAUGAUAACGAUGACCUGGGCGAUGGGGAGGAACCCGGAGCUGGCGGAGACGGAGCAGGAGGUGGAGGAGGCGGUGGCGGUCUGGUUGGCAUCAUUGGCAGCCUCAGCGGUGGUGAAGGUGGUUCAGAUGUGGGUGCCUUAAUUGGUGCCCUAACUGGUGUGGUUUCCACUUUAUUUGGACCUGGAGGCCUAGAUGUGCAAGGUCUGAUUCAAACGGGAACCUCGCUGAUCUCUGGACUUCUGGGCGGGAACAAGAACUUUGGCCUCGUGUUGGGACAAUAUGUGGGCACUGCUUUGGAUGGUCUCUCUGGAGGUGGUGGAGCGAUUAACAAUGGCCAGUUUAUAGGCAACUUCUUGGGCACUGUGCUGGCCGCACUGAGCGCUGAUCCCGAGGAGGAGGGCCCGCCGCAACCAUUGACCUUCACCAAGAACCUGAUCACCAGCUUCCUGGAGGCAAAGUUUCGGCCAAUUUCAGAGGACGGCUCAGAGGAGCGACACGGAAGUGCGGAGUUGCCACGCCCGCGAAAGAAGAAAGAAGGCGGUGGAUGGGCAGCUGCGGCGGCAAAUAACUUUGAUUCUGGAGGAUUUGUGAAGCAGGUGGCCUCCCAUCUGGUGAGCAAUGCCCUUGGAUUGAUUUUGAAUGCCGGGCUGGGAGCCGCUGGAGGAGCUUCGAGUGCAGCCAAGAAUAUUUUCGCCAGCAGCAGCAUGGGGCAUCACGCCAAGCCGGCAGAUCACCAUAGAUCUUGGAACCUCUACGAUAAUGAGCCAUUCUAGCCAGCUUAGUCAUCACAUAAUCAUAGUUACGUUAAUCGUUUGUGUUAAACCCAUUUUUUUUUGCUAGUUCGUAACCGAAAUAAAUAAAGAAGU